Messenger RNA from Phycomyces blakesleeanus NRRL 1555(-), 873 nucleotides. RefSeq lists its product as hypothetical. NCBI's taxonomy places the organism in Eukaryota, Fungi, Mucoromycota, Mucoromycetes, Mucorales, Phycomycetaceae. The coding region runs from base 1 to 873 and encodes 290 amino acids. The transcript is spliced from 3 exons. The record is from RefSeq and is a predicted model, not a curated record.
AUGGCUCCUAUUGCUAGUAUUGCACUUCUUUUCCUUUGUAGUUCUGCAACUUUCCCGACUUCACUUCUUCCACCGCAUCGCGCUAAUACCUCACUUCUUUCAGCCUUACUCCCAUCCAACCUACGCCUGCAACCACCGGUAGUUCAACACUUUCCUCUGGCUUUUCUAUGGAUGUAUUUACCACCUUUUGUUGAAUAUUAUUUGAGCCUCAAAACACUCCUUGUGUCUGAUGCAUUUUCGAUUAAAGAAGAUAGCUGUUUCGCCCGCAAAUCUCGGAGUACCUUCUCUUGGGCAUGUAACUAUAUUGGCCAAUUCUUUUGGCAGCUUGAUUCUGGAAACAAUGCUAGGUUUGGUGAAGCCUGCACUGGGUCUCUAAGUCGUCAUAUUCGCUCAACAUCAAAACCACCGCCCAGUUUAUCCAUCCAAUGGCACAAAUUUUGGUCCGUCCUUAUUCCUCACCACUGUCUAACUGUCUGGUAUGUGUCGGCCACGGGAGGUUUGAUGACCGAUUCCCUGAUGAUGGAGACGCUGAAGAUGGUACCUUCAAACUCGCAGGUAUUUUCAAUAGAAACGUUUUUAAUGGAGGCUUUGCUUGUGGGAAAGUUGUUGAUGGACGCAUUGCCAAUGGAGGUAUUAGAGAUGAGUGGCUUCGUAAUGUUUGCUUUGACGUUUCAAUCCUUGCUGUUGGAAGUAGCUGGGAUAAUGGUUUUCAUCUGGGGAGUAUUAAUGAUGGAAGCUUUUGAGCUGGAGCCAUUUGCAAUAGGUGUGAUGUUCAAUCUACUGGUCAUCUUCUUAAAGAAGAUACAGUUCACAGUGAAAAACGAGGUAUUCGAGAUUGUUUAUGAGUUAGUAUCUCAAUACUGGGAAAGAUAG